Messenger RNA from Beta vulgaris subsp. vulgaris (sugar beet), 525 nucleotides. RefSeq lists its product as uncharacterized. Bases 1 to 525 code for a protein of 174 amino acids. Gene Ontology annotation, molecular function: RNA-DNA hybrid ribonuclease activity; nucleic acid binding. The record is from RefSeq and is a predicted model, not a curated record. Lineage: Eukaryota; Viridiplantae; Streptophyta; Magnoliopsida; Caryophyllales; Amaranthaceae. The transcript has a single exon.
AUGGCGGGGCAAAGAGGUGGUGCAGGUGGGAAAAGGUGGCGAAAACCACUGGAUGGUCUGUACAAAAUCAACACAGAUGCUGCAGUUUUCGUGGAAGGGAGCAUUGGUUUGGGUGGUGUUGUGAGGGAUGCGCAUGGAGAGGUGAUGGUGGCUUGCUGUGGGAAGAUGGCAGGGCGGUUCGAAGUGGAUGUGGCAGAGGCUCUGGCGAUACGAUUUGUGUUGUUAAUAUCAUGGGAAGCAGGCUACAUAGAGGUUAUGGUGGAAAGUGAUUGCCUCAAAUUGAUCUCGCAUUUGAAGAAAAAGACAGUGCAAACUUCGAGCUUUGGAGUUAUAGUUCAUGACAAUUUGACAUUAGCUGAGUCUUUUAGUAGAAUGUGUUUUAGUCAUACGUGUCGUAGUGGUAACAAGGUUGCUCAUACUCUUGCUCAAUUGAGUCGAUCUUUUAGUGAGACUAGAAUAUGGAUGAUGGAAGCCCCUUCCGAAAUCCAAUCCUUUGUAUUGACCGAUUUAGAGUUGGCUGAAUAA